Molecule: messenger RNA, 1481 nt
Organism: Rhinichthys klamathensis goyatoka
Lineage: Eukaryota; Metazoa; Chordata; Actinopteri; Cypriniformes; Leuciscidae
Gene: irf10
Product: interferon regulatory factor 10
Exons: 8
Coding region: 183-1385 (400 amino acids)
Biological process (GO): immune system process; regulation of transcription by RNA polymerase II
Cellular component (GO): nucleus
Molecular function (GO): RNA polymerase II cis-regulatory region sequence-specific DNA binding; DNA-binding transcription factor activity, RNA polymerase II-specific; protein binding
Source: RefSeq, a predicted model, not a curated record
UACUUUCACUUUGAUCGCGCACUCACAUGUCUGAAUUCAUGAAAUUAUUCCUCUGUGAGUUCAUCAAAAUUUUCAUUUUCUUUAUUACCUUAGCACACUUUUUAUAGCGUGUAUGAAGUUUUCUGGUGUGUUACUGCAGAACUCCUGUUUGGAGAUGUGACUGAAGCUGUAGAGGUGAUUUAAUGGUGUUGUGUUUUAGAUUGAUGGAAGACAGGUCGAGGCACAUGCGACUGAGAGAAUGGCUCAUAGCGCAGAUAGACAGCGGAAAAUACCCUGGACUGAGCUGGGAAAAUCAGGAGAAAACCAUGUUCAGAAUUCCCUGGAAACACGCCGCUAAACAGGACUACAGACAGAACCAGGACGCGGCGCUCUUCAAGGCAUGGGCCAUGUACAAGGGUAAAUUUCAAGAGGGCAGGGACAAAGCAGACCCCUCUACGUGGAAAACGCGCCUCCGUUGUGCCCUGAACAAGAGCACAGACUUCCAGGAGGUUCCCGAGCGCAGUCAGCUGGACAUCUCGGAGCCGUACAAGGUCUACCGGAUCCUGGACGACACAGGAAGACUGAUAGAACCUGCUGGAAGUCCAGUGAUAUCACAUGACAGUGACUGCAGCAAAGCCUUGAGAGAGACACAUCUGCCCAUGCAGGAGGACAGUCCACUUGGUAACUCGAACAGAAGUGCUGGAUGGAGUGUGAAUGGCAGGUCAUAUGGGUGUCCCAGUACAGGCAUUAACUCCAAUCUUCCAUCUGUUCCAGUAUAUCCAUCUCACGUCCCUAUAUCUGACUGUCGUCUGGAGGUGCGUUUGUUCUAUCAUGGUAAACUGGUGCAGAACUUCGUGACUGCGUCUCCAGACGGCUGCUUCAUCCUGCAAGGCUGUGCUCCGGUGGGGAACGAGCGCAUCUACGGGCCUUGUGAAGCCGAGAAGGUAUUCUUUCCCCGUCCAGACAUCGUCCGCCUGCCCCCGGGCAUCACUGAAGCCAUGAGCCGUCUCCUGCCCCACCUGGAGAAAGGGGUCCUGGUGUGGGUGGCUCCGGACGGCGUGUUCAUCAAACGCUUCUGCCAGGGCCGCGUCUACUGGGACGGCCCGCUGGCAGAGCACAGACAGAAACCAAACAAACUGGAGCGAGAGCGAACCUGUAAACUCCUGGACAUGACCAUCUUCAUACAAGAGCUCCAGAACCACCAGCAGGGGACCGGUCCCGAGCCUCGACACACAGUGGACCUGUGCUUCGGAGAGGAGUUCCCUGACCCCAGCCAACCAAAGACCGAGAAGCUCAUCACUGCACAAGUGAUUCCUCUGUUUGCUGUAGAGUGUCUCCGCAGGCAUAAUGCACCUAAUAAUGUGGAGAUGAAGCAAUCACCCCCACACACGAAAACCAAUGAUUAGACACAGCACACACUUCAACACCCCUCUGUUGGAUUUCUGCAAAUAAUGAUAACAUUCAUAUUCUUACUGCAGUAGAAUGAAAUGUUUUCACUUUUU